This is a messenger RNA of Kwoniella mangroviensis CBS 8507, 3267 nucleotides long. RefSeq lists its product as uncharacterized. Lineage: Eukaryota; Fungi; Basidiomycota; Tremellomycetes; Tremellales; Cryptococcaceae. Gene Ontology annotation, molecular function: DNA-binding transcription factor activity, RNA polymerase II-specific; zinc ion binding. The transcript has 9 exons. The coding region runs from base 1 to 3267 and encodes 1088 amino acids. The record is from RefSeq and is a predicted model, not a curated record. Gene Ontology annotation, biological process: regulation of DNA-templated transcription.
AUGCCCCAUUCUUACCCUCAUGCCGAGGGCUCAAACUACCCGCAACAGGAUAGAUCUAACCAACCAGGUAGACCACCACCCAUCAACCUUCCUCAAAAUCCUUAUGGUCAUCCAUCUCAUCCUAAGCCUCAUGAUCACCAUGCUCACCAACACCAUCAGCAUCAGCAUUCUGACCAGGUACCACAGGUACAAGGGUACUACCCACCUCCACCACCUCCCAAUAUCUUCUAUGCUGCCGAGAAUCAACCUCCUGGUCCACCCGUCAAUAUGACAUUGAAUCAACCUUACGAUUCGAGCUUUCAGCCGAAAAUCGAACAUGAUGGUCCAUCCGUACUGAUACCUCAACAUCAGCUUCCACCCAAUUAUUUUGAUCACCAACAGCAGCAGCAUCAACAGAUGCAACACUCGAUUAUAGUAUCUCCUUACGAGAUGCCAUCGGGAAGUGGAUCAUCACAUAAUCCCAAUAUGGCUGAAUACUUUCCUCCUCUACAUACGCCUACAGGUGUACCGAUGGACAGUGGAUCUUCUCAUAACACAGCCAUGCAAGAUUAUUUCCCUCCCCCUCUACCUCCCCCAUCCCAUGAUGUCAUGUCGAACGUUCCGAUCGACCACCACCAAGUUUGGCAGUCCGCCGUCCCCGCGCCACUUCCUACAGCUCAGUCCACCAAUUCGAAGAACAAUGCCUCAGCUGGACCUUCUGGCAAAUCUGAGAAACCAGGAUCGAAGACUACCCGACAGCAAUUCACAGCUUGUGGAGCAUGUAGGCAUAGGAGGGUCAAGUGCGACUUGAAAGAUAAGCAGGAAGCAGCGGAGAAAGCAACGAUGGAAGAUGAUGGAGUAGGACCCAGUAGGAGUAAAGGUGCGGCUAAGCAGAAGAAAGUGUCGUGUACCAACUGUAUAGAGAGAGGUUUAAAUUGCAUCGACGAGUUUGCCCCUCUGAAAGCCGCCAAGCAACUUCGACGAGGUAAAAGGAUAUCAGAAAUCGAAAUGCUAUUCGGUAAAACCGCUGCAAGUGCUGCGGUAGCUCAUCAGACGGGCGAACCCACCGCAGAUAUGUCACUAAGCCCGAUAAAAUCCAGAGAUGGAGGAGGAAUCAUACCUGACCUGACAAAAGAGUUCUUCGAUUCUGCGUUCUUCAGACGAUUCCAAGUUCAACGACCGGUUCUCGAUCCUCAGAAUUUCAUCGGAAGGUAUCUUUCCAACCCUAUCCCAUCAGCAUCCGCCAUGGGGCCUGAAGGAGCUAUCUUAUGCCAUGUCCUGUACGCUUGGGCCGUCUCGUAUGGCGUUGAUGAAUAUGGAAAACUCGAUGUUCCGGAAGGUGGGGGUGCUCCGUUGGAAGAUAUCAGUCUACUAGGUCCAGGAGAUGCAGAGAUGAACAGAGAAAACGAUAGGCAGAAGAGGAAGGAGAAAAUGAAAUUCGUCAUCGAGAUUAUCCUCAAAGAGAUUGAUGAAUAUGGGUUGAUGAGAAGACCUACUUGGGAUGGUGUCAGGGUCUUAUUAAUGGUUCUACCGUUGACAGAUGGUAUCGCAUCUCCCGUCGAGAGAUUGUCGAUGUAUGAAGCUGCCAUUUCCCAAGUCUUCACUCUCUGUUCCUUCGUUGCCAUGGGCUACGAUGGUCAACCCAGUGGUACCGCCGGGGUGAAUGGUGGGUCCGAUGAUCUAGAUGGACAGGAUCUGGUCCGGGUCAGAGUCAGGAUCUAUUGGUACGCAUUCGUACAUGAAGGUAUCACCACCGGUCUGAAAGGCGGCCGACUACAUCUGGACGAUGAAGAUCUGGAAACUAUGCAAGAUUCUAUCGACCAUAGAUCCCUUGUUCGGGAUUCAGCAGCAUUCAGGUUAUCAAGUAGAUUCGCUACCGCUCCCAUCAAUCUGGCUCUUGCCUGUCGGAAGAUCAACAAAGCUUUAACUGGACCUGCAGCCAAAAGACGGACUGCCGUUAACGCCGAUCUCGUUAAGCAAGCUUGGGAAGCCUUAGAAAGAUGUUGGGAGGAUUUCGACCAACUAAAAUACGAGGCGUCAGCUUCCGGACCUUCGUUCGCUCAGGGAGAUGAGGUGAUUCGCUUUGCAGAUGGAUGGAAGAUCUUCUUGUUCGAAGCUCAAAAUGUUAUUCGAACGAAUCUCGAAGACCGAAUAUCAAAGCUUGCCCAAGCUCAGACUACAGCUUUCAUCACUGAAUCUAGUCCAUCUACGCCCGAAGCCAUGCACAAUGACCUGCUCAACGCCCAACAUCUACUCGACAUAUCCAAAAGUAAAUGCGAUGUGCAAACUAGGCAGAUAAUGGAAAUUGUGCGAAGACAUGUUGGGACUAGAUUUUUCGAAUGGGAUGCCAGUCUGGUAAGGGAUGGAACGUACUAUACCGCCAUGCUGUUGGCUAGGGCCGGAGGAUCCGACGAGGAUAUUCAGAUCUGCAUCAGGGCAUUGAACGAAUUGAGAUGGGCUCAUGCCAAAGCGUGGGAACGAUCAAUUGAUCUUCGAAAAGAAUGGCAAGAACGACCUUCACCAGCAUCCAGUCAAGCUCAAACGGAUGGCACCUGGGAAGCCGUGUUAUCCGAUCUUGCUAAAUUGACAAAUGAUAGUCAGGAUACCACCCAGCCUAGUUUGCCUUCAGAUGCGCAAUCGAGGUCUACCACAAGCUCACAGUCUGCACAUCGUCAUCAUCAUCAUCAGCAGCAGCAGCAGCAUUACCAACAGCAACAUCACCAGCAUAUCCAUCAUCAACAUCAUCACCACACUCAUAACCAUAGUCAUCACAAUCGAAUAUCAUCACAUAAUAGCGAACCUACCCUAUCGACAACCUCGCCACCCUAUACUUCCCCACCUAUCGUUUCUCCUACCUUUGACAUAUCCGGUAUGUCAUUGGUGAGAGGAUAUAUUCCUGCGUCUAGUGACCAACGCAACGCAUACUCCUCAUCGGGCGCGGGAGGAUUGAUGGAACCAGUCGAUGAAAGUGUGACUUACGAUAAUUGGAUAAACUCGAAUCAGAGCGAUGGAGGUCAAUCCAUAUCAACGAAUUCAAGGAUAUAUAACCUCCAACCUCAGCAGCAGAAAUAUCAGAUAUUCACUACCCCUACUACGGAUGAUAGUAGUCAUAUGAUGCCUAAUCAUCUAGGUCCACCGCCUUUGAACUCCAAUCAGAUGAGUCUACAAGAUGGGAAUUAUCCGAUACCGAAUCCCAAUCCGAAUGGACAAGGGCAAGGGCAAGGUCAAGGUCAAUAUAUAAUGAAAGAAGAUGGCACCCACGUCUUUGUCCCAUACAAAUUUAUGUGA